Messenger RNA from Anisakis simplex (herring worm), 804 nucleotides. The record is from the annotation of a GenBank genome assembly. NCBI's taxonomy places the organism in Eukaryota, Metazoa, Nematoda, Chromadorea, Rhabditida, Anisakidae.
AUGUUUGGUGGUCUUUGCUCGAAUGCCCAAUAUAUUCUCUCAAAGCAGCAACAGAGCUCAUGGAUUAGUUUGACUGUUGGAUGGGCAUUCGCGGUAACAUUCGCUGUCUAUGGAGGAUUUAACAUAUCCGGUAGCCAUUUGAAUCCGGCUGUAUCCGUCUUCAUGUUCACCAUGGGACAUUUGUCUACUCGACGAUUGUGUGUCUAUAUUGUUGCACAAACGGUCGGAGCAUUCUUUGGAGCCGCAUUAACAUUUAUUGUGUACUACGAUGCUUUGAACGAAUACGAUGGUGGCAUACGAUCGGUGACAGGUCCGCUGCAAACUGCUAGCAUCUUCGCCACCUAUCCACAACCAUACUUAUCCGUUCUUGGCGGCUUUCUGGAUCAGGUAAUCGGUACAACGUUUCUUUGUGUUUGUGUUUGCAUUUUAUUUGAGAAAAAGAACGAAGUGCCCAGAUUUCUUCAACCGCUUUUCGUUGGUUUCAUUGUCACGUUGCUCACUGUGACGCUUUCACAUAACUGUGGAUGUGCGAUUAAUCCGGCUAGAGAUCUUGGACCACGAUUGUUCACUCUUCUGGCCGGCUGGGGACUAGAAACAUUCAGCUUCCGAAACUAUACAUGGUUUUGGAUACCUAUCGUCGGCCCAACGUUGGGCGCUGUCAUCGGUGCGUGGAUGUACACACUCUUCCUUGGUAUUCAAAUAGUUGACGAAACAGAAGAGAUUCGCUCAGAAACGAUUCGCUCAGCAAUUCAAGCUGCUCUUGCAAAAGAUACCAAAUGGAAAGAUACUGAGUUGGCCACAUGA